Messenger RNA from Closterium sp. Naga37s-1, 2853 nucleotides. NCBI's taxonomy places the organism in Eukaryota, Viridiplantae, Streptophyta, Zygnematophyceae, Desmidiales, Closteriaceae. The record is from the annotation of a GenBank genome assembly.
AUGAAGCAUAAGAAAGCGUUUCACAACCGGUUCGCGCAGCUCACCGUGUUUGAAGCGGAGGUUCGGCACGAGCCAGAGGUUUGGGCCGAAGCAGAGGCUCGGCGCGAAGCUGCUGGAGGAACGACUGGCGGAGAGAGCACCGGAAAGGCGGCAGGAGAAGGCGGAACAGCUGGCGGACCAGGCGGAGACGGCGGAAAGGGCGGGGGGCAGCAAGGGGGACAGCAAGGGGGACAACAAGGGGAGCCGCAAGGGGACCAGCAGCAAGAGGGGCAAAACCAAGGGGGGCCCGGGCGGGCAGAACCUACGAAAACGACACUGCGGCUGCUGUCGUUUCUGGAGGAUGACGAUUCGAUCCACAGGUCGCAGUGGCAGGGGUGGGGCGAGGCGGAAUAUAGCGACCUCUUCUCUCCGAGUGUGUUUAAGGUGCAGUGCCACGUGUGGCCCACCCACGACGCUUAUAUGCAGACGCUCGAGCCUGCUUAUAUCGUGGACGCGGUCGCAAAUAACAGCUAUCUAUGGCAUAACAUUAUCGAGUGCCCACUGCCACCGUACGCCGAGCUUAUGACUGGUAACGAGACCGUUUCAAGUGAACCAGCCAGCUCCGCUGCUCCUCCCUCUGAUCCAUCUGCGGCUCCUGCGUCUGUGAGCGGUCGAGAGCAGUUGGGAACGGCAGAGGGGAGGCGGUGGGCGGUGCAUCACUGGCAGCAGGUGCAGGUGCAACUGGUGGCGGCAGAGGAUGGGGCAGACCUGCGCAUGCCACCGCUGCUGCUGUGCCGCGCUGACAGCGACAAACACACCCUCGCCUCCUCCCCCCUCUCCCUCUCCCUCACUUCCUCCCACCACACCACUGCUGCUGCUGCUACGGCCCAGACCAUCCCUGUCUCCUUCCCUCCGCCGUUUCCGUUUGCAGCAAAGGAAAAAGAAUUGGCUGCUCUGGCUGUUGCUGGGGCUGCUGCUGAGGCUGCUGCAGCUGCUGUGAAGGGUGCUAAGGGUGGCUCUGGAGGUUCGGCAGGCUCAAAGGCCGCUGCAGGCUUGGGAAGUGGCUCGGAGCUGGUUCGGUUUAUGGCGGAGGCUGAGGGAGGGGCGAACGGCACAGAUAGAGCUUCUGGUGGGGAAGCAAGUAGUUUGGAUAACUUGCUUGUAAAUUACGAGGAUGCUGCUACUAACGAGGAUGAGGAAGGCAGCAGCAGCAGCAGGAGUGCGAGUAUGGGAGCAGUGAGCAUCUGCCUGCGCCCCGUGCACAAGCGGCAGAUGUUCUCCGACAACGUUGCUGUCUCAGACACACGCCUGCUGGAGUGGAUCGACGCGUGUCUGCUGAUGGGAGUGGAUCGCAUCUAUGUGUACGACCGCUACGCCACGCACAUACGCGCGCUGCUCUGGCCGUACAUUGCCCGGGGGCAGGUGGUGCACAUGCCGUUCCCCAACUGGAGCGAGGUGUUCUUUAGACAAGCGCAGUACGACGGCAAGGCCAAGAAGCCCUACGCGGUGAGUCGGUGUCUUGCUUGCUUGCUUGCUGUCUAUAUGGGGGUUCUGUGCCUACUUGAGUGGAUCGACGCGUGUCUGCUGAUGGGAGUGGAUCGCAUCUAUGUGUACGACCGCUACGCCACGCACAUACGCGCGCUGCUGUGGGAGUAUAUAGCUAGAGGGCAGGUGGUGCACGUGCCGUUCCCCAAUUGGAGCGAGGUGUUCUAUCGCCAAGCGCAGUACGACGGGAGGGCCAAGAAGCCCUACGCGAGGGGGGUUCUGUGCCUGCUUGGGUGGAUAUACGCCUCUCUCUCUGUCUGUCUGCUGAUGGGAGUGGAUCGCAUCUAUGUGUACGACCGCUACGCCACGCACAUACGCGCGCUGCUCUGGCCGUACAUUGCCCGGGGGCAGGUGGUGCACAUGCCGUUCCCCAACUGGAGCGAGGUGUUCUUUAGACAAGCGCAGUACGACGGCAAGGCCAAGAAGCCCUACGCGGUGAGUCGGUGUCUUGCUUGCUUGCUUGCUGUCUAUAUGGGGGUUCUGUGCCUACUUGAGUGGAUCGACGCGUGUCUGCUGAUGGGAGUGGAUCGCAUCUAUGUGUACGACCGCUACGCCACGCACAUACGCGCGCUGCUGUGGGAGUAUAUAGCUAGAGGGCAGGUGGUGCACGUGCCGUUCCCCAAUUGGAGCGAGGUGUUCUAUCGCCAAGCGCAGUACGACGGGAGGGCCAAGAAGCCCUACGCGUUCCCAGACAUAUACGACCAGGUGAUCGCAUUUGAGCACUGCAUGAUGCUGGGGCGGAGGUUCGGCGACAGGUGGCAGCUGCAGAUUGACAGCGACGAGUUCAUCUGGUACCACCCCCAAGCUGGGGGGUUCCUCAAGCCGCUGCUAGCGAGGAUAGAGGUCAACCACGCCAAGGCACCAGGCAGCAGGCAACCCCUCCGGGCGAUUCUGAUGAGGAGGUUCAACUUCUGGGGAGUGAAGAAGGAGUCACGAGGUGAUCCCGUGUCCGACAGGCUCCAGUGGCGCUGCAGCGAGCCCAUGUGGCACACCAAGACGUGGGUCGGCUGGCACGACAAGGUGGCCGUCAACCCGCAGACGCUCCUCCCCUACUCUAUAUCCAUCCACAACACGUUCAGCCCACCAGAAGAAAUGGCAACAGCGCCCCCAGAAAUUCUCCACCUGAACCACUACACGUCGCGGGAGGUGGAUCUCAAAGAGCCGCCCUGCAACGCCACAGUCAAGCCUAUUGAAGACCCCAGCCUCUUCUGGGCCCGCAACCGCACAAUGGAGUGCAAAGCGGUGCGGUGCGGUGGGAGUGUUGACACCCCGGUGGAGUGCUGGCCCUUCUGCCAGUUGCCAUGGGCGGGUCAGGACAAGAAUAGGUAG